GGGGGACUGAAGCAGGGCGUUCAUGUUCUCUCUCUGAAAGCGUCGCGUUAAGGUUCUCGCGCUCGCGCUUGCCGCAUCCCGCACAGCACAAACGGGAACAGCGUUUCUCUCCCGUCAGGAACCGAGUAAAUGGUUUGUUUUGUGUGAAUGGUUUAGUGGAAGCAGCGAGGCCUGUGCUGUUCUCCCGAGGCAGCGGUGUCGUCGUAUGUCUCUAUUGUAUGCAGCAGCAGAAUCCGUGACAGCCGCUUCUUCCAUCGAUCUGUUGCUCUCUGCUGGAUCUCCUGCAUCUGUCCUCUAGCAUCAUCACAACAUCUGGCCGCGGUCGCGCGCGCUCGCGUUCACAUUAAACCUGUUUUGACGUGGACAUUUCUUCCUCUUCUGUCGUGCACAUGGUGAAUAUAGAUGUAAACGCAGCUUUUUAUUCGUAGAUGCCAAACAGUGUUUCAAUCGUCGUGUAGCUAUAUCUGUGAUCUAUUCACCGGCCGUGGGUUUAGUCACGGACAUCGGCGACGGGCUUCUGCGCUAAACGUCGCGGGUGCUGCUGAUGAUAGGUGGCAUUUAUCACGGAUUUAACGCGUUUUACAUCUCGUGCACGGGGAGCGGUGCCAGGACGGAUUUAAUUCUGCAUGAACUCGAUCUAUCAUUUUUGUUAAUAUGACUAUUUCUGUGUUUGAAUGAAAAUCGCCUGUCUGUCAGACAAGGAUCGCCAUUUGUACGGUCGUGGACGGGGAGCGGCGCCAGACGGGAUUUUUUUUUUAGACAUACAAUAUUCAUAUAGCUAUAUAUUAUAUUAAUAACCUGUUCCUUAUUAUUAAUAUUCUAGCUAUUUAAGUGUUUAGUUUUCGAUGAAUAUCAGCAGAAGAGGACCACCCUCAGCUCAUCGUCUCAUUGCAAUACCCUUGACGAUCAACAGUUCAUCGCGUAAAUGCCUCUAAAACCGCGCGAUUAUUAGUCGGAGCGCGCGACGUGCAGUCGAAGAUCUCCCCUUGUGCUCAUAAUGACUAAUAAACCAAAACGCUUCUCCUCUUCGCUCAUGGAUGCUCUUAGUGUUGCAUGUUGAUUUGUCUUAUCGACAGGGUCAGGAGACUGCGUUCACAUUGGAUUGUAUCAUUGUCCGUGUUUAUUAUUCCUCCUGCGUGAAGACGCUCCAUAGGGUGGAUUACUGAAUAUCAUGUUUUUGGCCCUUUUAUCGUCUGGAGAAGAUGGCAGCUGAUUAAAUUUUAAUCUUGAUGCAUUCUGGCGACACGGGAGGAGAAGAGGAGAAGCGAGUGAAUCGGGGAGGAGAGGAGAGAGAGGAGGGAGAGGAGAGGAUGUAGGGUGGAUACAGAAGGUUCAGCUGACGUUACAGGAGACUGUCCCGCCCCUUUCAUCUCGUCCGUUCCUCUGUCCUUACCAUGGCGCUGUCACUCUGGUUACUGUGGAUGUGUCCUGUGCUGCUUAGCAACAUCGCUCCCUCUGAACAAGCUCUGAGUCGAGCGGCGAUGCCCUUCGGUCUGAUGAGGAGAGAGCUGGCGUGUGAGGGGUACCCCAUCGAGCUGCGCUGCCCAGGAAGUGAUGUCAUCAUGAUUGAGACGGCCAACUACGGCCGCACUGACGACAAGAUCUGCGACGCGGACCCCUUCCAGAUGGAGAACGUGCAGUGCUACCAGCCAGACGCGUUCAAGAUCAUGUCACACAGGUGUAAUAACAGGACCCAGUGUGUGGUCGUCGCCGGGGCAGAUGUGUUUUCCUGACCCCUGUCCUGGUACUUACAAAUAUCUGGAGAUCCAGUAUGAGUGUGUCCCUUACAGUGAGUAACACAUACACACGCACACACACACACACACACACACAUACACACACAUACUCAGAGAUACAUGCAUACCACACACAUGCACACACACAUAUUUAGACAGAGAAAUACAUGCAUAACACGCACACACACACACGCACACACACGCACAGACAUACUAACAGACUAACAGAGACAUA
This is a messenger RNA of Carassius auratus (goldfish), 1971 nucleotides long. RefSeq names its product adhesion G protein-coupled receptor L1-like. The transcript has 4 exons. The record is from RefSeq and is a predicted model, not a curated record. Gene Ontology annotation, molecular function: carbohydrate binding. The coding region runs from base 1395 to 1733 and encodes 112 amino acids. NCBI's taxonomy places the organism in Eukaryota, Metazoa, Chordata, Actinopteri, Cypriniformes, Cyprinidae. Gene Ontology annotation, biological process: signal transduction.